Messenger RNA from Drosophila mojavensis, 1548 nucleotides. Its product is annotated as thioredoxin domain-containing protein 9. Gene Ontology annotation, cellular component: cytoplasm. Lineage: Eukaryota; Metazoa; Arthropoda; Insecta; Diptera; Drosophilidae. The coding region runs from base 249 to 899 and encodes 216 amino acids. Gene Ontology annotation, biological process: microtubule cytoskeleton organization. The transcript has 3 exons. The record is from RefSeq and is a predicted model, not a curated record.
AAUGCAGCCACACCGAUUGUGAAGGUAAUCGAUUCACUUGUACAAUCGACAUCCCACACAGCUAAUAAAUAAGCUAUUCGAAUUUUCUCUAAAAAUCAAUGAAAUCAGUGUGAAAUUAAUUGCGUACUGCUCAGACACACACACAAACAAGCACAAUCAGGCAUCAGCAGUCAAAAUAGAUACAAUAUAGUCGCCACCAGCAGCAGCAGCAAGUGCACCUCCUACACAGUCGAACACACAUUGGAGACAUGGCGCAAAUAGUGGAAAAUCAAUUGUUUGCUGCGGCACAAGCGAUUGAGCAGCAGUUGGAUCAGGAGAUCGAUCGUCUGGACAGCUUUGACUCGGAUGAUUUGAAAGCCCUGCGAGAGAAGCGCAUACAGGAAAUGAAAAAGCUAAACAAUAAAAAGCAGGAGUGGUUAAGAAACGGUCAUGGCACCUAUUCUGAGCUAGCCGAUGAGAAGGAGUUCUUCGAGGUUUCCAAGAAGUCGCCAAAUAUUGUGUGUCACUUUUAUAGAGAUAGCUCUGAACGCAGUCGCAUUGUCGACAUGCAUCUGAAAAUACUCGCUGCCAAGCAUAUAGAGGCCAAAUUCUGCAAGGUGAACGCCGAGAAGACUCCAUUCUUGACACAACGUCUACGCAUCAAAGUGCUGCCAACAAUAGCUUUGGUUAAGGAUAGUAAAACCAAGGACUUCAUCGUAGGUUUCACCGAUUUGGGUAACUGCGAUGACUUUUCCACAGAGAUGCUUGAAUGGCGCAUCGCCCACUCAGGCGCCAUUGAGUACAAAGGUGACUUAAUGCAACCACCAGAUGUUAAGCGCAAACCGUUCAUAAAUCGCGCACAGAAGACAAUACGCGGCGGCUAUGACUCCGAUGAUUCCGAUAUUGAUCUUGAUGACUAACGUGGCGCCCACAACAAACGACAGAAUAUUAUCAAACACAGCUGCUUGGUACUUGGUUGCGCCGGGACAAAAACAAUCAAAAACCUAAAAAAAAAAAAAAAAAACAAAACAACAAAAAACAAAACAAAAACAAAUCAAAACCUAGCCACAUGAAUGUAGGAAUCCAAUUAGGCAUACUUUAUCGUUAUUUAUUAAAUUGUAUAAUUCCAAUCGAGCUACCGCUACUAACCCUAACAAUCCUCACCCAAACCCAUUGGCAUAUAGAUGGGCUCACUAAGAGCUUAUGUGGUUGCCUUUCCUCCAUUUAUAUUUAAACACACACUAGUGCCCAGCUAAAAGCCAGCCCUCCCUCUAUGUUAUACGUUCUAUAAAGGCCUUGAGGCCUUUGGCACAAUAUGAAUAGUAGUACUUCGCAUGGCAGUCGUCGCAAAUGAAUGUGUGCAUAUAAAAAGACAUAACUGGCCUACAUACAUACAUAUAUAAACAUAUAUAUAUAUUUUUAAAAAUAUUUGACAUUUGGCAGUGAUGCAUUUCCUAUUGUAGAAAUAACUAACUCACAUGUACAAGUUUUUUACAUUUAUUUUUGUAAUUCUACGAAUACGUCAACAUGAAAUCGUCUUCACAUUAAAUGGCAAGUACGGAAAAGAAA